Molecule: messenger RNA, 426 nt
Organism: Paramuricea clavata
Lineage: Eukaryota; Metazoa; Cnidaria; Anthozoa; Malacalcyonacea; Plexauridae
Source: the annotation of a GenBank genome assembly
AUGUCAAGCAGUGACACCCACCAAACAUCACGAACCUCUACAAAUGACGAAACUACCCGAUGGACCCUGGCAGAAACUUUCAUCAGAUUUUGUGGACCUCUACCAACCGGUGACUAUCUACUCGUAGUUAUUGAUGAAUAUUCUCGGUAUCCGGAAGUAGAAAUUCCAAAAUCCACCUCAGCAAAGGCAACAAUACCAAAGUUUGACAAGAUUCUUUCCACCCAUGGCAUUCCGAUAGAAAUAAAAACUGAUAACGGACCCCCUUUUAAUAGUCAAGAAUUUAAGGAAUUUUUAGAAGAACUAGGGUUCAGCCACCGAAAGAUUACUCCACUGUGGCCCAAGGCAAAUGCCGAAGCAGAGAGAUUUAUGCGAACUUUAAGCAAAGCAAUUAUCACUGCACACACUGAGCAGCUCAAUUGGAAAUAA